Messenger RNA from Neogale vison (American mink), 2433 nucleotides. RefSeq names its product septin 7 (gene SEPTIN7). The transcript is spliced from 14 exons. NCBI's taxonomy places the organism in Eukaryota, Metazoa, Chordata, Mammalia, Carnivora, Mustelidae. Gene Ontology annotation, molecular function: molecular adaptor activity; GTP binding; GTPase activity. Bases 88 to 1362 code for a protein of 424 amino acids. Gene Ontology annotation, cellular component: microtubule cytoskeleton; septin ring; septin complex. Gene Ontology annotation, biological process: cilium assembly; cytoskeleton-dependent cytokinesis. The record is from RefSeq and is a predicted model, not a curated record.
UUUGGGCCGCUGCGACUCAGGUUGGCGGCUCCGGACUUGGGGGGGCUCUGCGGCCGCCAGAUCGAGCUGGGGGAACGCCUUCAGACGAUGUGGGGAGCUGCGGCCGAAGGAGCUCAACAGAAGAACCUUGAAGGCUAUGUGGGAUUUGCAAAUCUCCCAAAUCAAGUAUACAGAAAAUCAGUGAAGAGAGGGUUUGAAUUCACUCUUAUGGUUGUUGGUGAAUCUGGACUCGGGAAGUCAACAUUAAUCAACUCAUUAUUCCUCACAGAUUUGUAUUCUCCAGAGUAUCCAGGUCCAUCCCAUAGAAUAAAAAAGACAGUACAGGUGGAACAAUCCAAAGUUUUAAUCAAAGAAGGUGGUGUUCAGUUGCUGCUCACAAUAGUUGAUACCCCAGGAUUUGGAGAUGCAGUGGAUAAUAGUAAUUGCUGGCAGCCUGUUAUUGACUACAUUGAUAGUAAAUUUGAGGACUACCUAAAUGCAGAAUCUCGAGUGAACAGACGUCAGAUGCCUGAUAACAGGGUGCAGUGUUGUUUAUAUUUCAUUGCUCCUUCAGGACAUGGACUUAAACCAUUGGAUAUUGAGUUUAUGAAGCGUUUGCAUGAAAAAGUGAAUAUCAUUCCACUUAUUGCCAAAGCAGACACACUCACUCCAGAGGAGUGCCAACAGUUUAAAAAACAGAUAAUGAAAGAAAUCCAAGAACAUAAAAUUAAAAUAUAUGAAUUUCCAGAGACAGAUGAUGAAGAAGAAAAUAAGCUUGUUAAAAAGAUAAAGGACCGUUUACCUCUCGCUGUGGUAGGUAGUAAUACUAUCAUUGAAGUUAAUGGCAAAAGGGUCAGAGGAAGGCAGUAUCCUUGGGGUGUUGCUGAAGUUGAAAAUGGUGAACAUUGUGAUUUUACAAUUCUAAGAAAUAUGUUGAUAAGAACACACAUGCAGGACUUGAAAGAUGUCACUAAUAAUGUCCACUAUGAGAACUACCGGAGCAGAAAACUGGCAGCUGUGACUUAUAAUGGAGUUGAUAAUAACAAGAAUAAAGGGCAGCUUACCAAGAGCCCUCUUGCACAAAUGGAAGAAGAAAGAAGGGAGCAUGUAGCUAAGAUGAAGAAGAUGGAGAUGGAGAUGGAGCAGGUGUUUGAGAUGAAGGUCAAAGAAAAAGUUCAAAAACUGAAAGAUUCAGAAGCUGAGCUCCAAAGGCGCCAUGAGCAAAUGAAAAAGAAUUUGGAAGCACAGCACAAAGAAUUAGAGGAGAAACGUCGUCAGUUUGAAGACGAGAAAGCAAACUGGGAAGCCCAACAACGUAUUUUAGAACAACAGAACUCUUCCAGAACCUUGGAAAAGAACAAGAAGAAAGGGAAGAUCUUUUAAACCCUCUAUUGACCACCAGUUACGUAUUAGUUGCCAAUAUGCCAGCUUGGACAUCAGUGUUUGUUGGAUCCGUUUGACCAAUUUGCACCAGUUUUAUCCUUAAUGAUGGAUUUAACAGCAUGACAAAAAUUAUUAUUUUUUUGUUCUUGAUGGAGAUUAAGAUGCCUUGAAUUGUCUAGGGUGUUGUGUACUUAGAAACUAACAGCUCUAAGUACCUUUCCUACAUUUUCUUUCUUUUUUUUGUUUUUGUUUUUGUUUUUGUUUUGUUUUUGUUUUUUGUUUUUUGUUUUUUUAUUAAACAGAUGUCUUCAAUUUAAUGCAAGAAAACAUUUUACUGUUGUACAAUCAUGUUCUGGUGGUUUGAUUGUUUACAGGAUAUUCCAAAAUAAAAGGACUCUGGAAGGUAUUCAUUGAGGAUAAAUUGCCAUAAUAUGAUGCAAACUAUGCUUCUCUAUGAUAAUUAUAAUACAAAGGUUCCAUUCAGUACAGCGUAUACAAUAAUGUAAUUUAGUCUAACACAGUUGACCCUAUUUUUUGACACUUCCAUUGUUUAAAAAUACACAUGGAAAAAAAAAUCCUAUAUGCUUACAAUGCACCUAGAGCUUUUUUAUAACAACCUUUUUUUGUUUAUUUGUUUGUUUUGGAUUCUUUAAAUAUAUGUUAUUCUCAUUUAGUGCCCUCUUUAGCCAGAAUCUCAUUACUGCUUCAUUUUUUAAUAACAUUUUAUUUAGGUAUUUUCCAUAUAUUGGCCCUGCUAAAAAUAGAAUAUAGCAUCUUUCAUAUGAUAGAAACCAACAAGGAAACUUUCCUUUAAUUCCCUUUUUACACUUUAUGGUAAGUAGCAGGGGGAAAAAUGCAUUUAUAGAUCAUUUCUAGGCAAAAUUGUGAAGCUAACGACCAACCUAUUUCUACCUAUGUGCCGUCUCUUUAUUUUACUAGAAAUGGGAAUCAUGGCCUCUUGAAAAGAAAAAAAGUCACCAUUCUGCAUUUAGCUGUAUUCAUAUAUUGCAUUUCUGUAUUUUUUUGUUUGUAUUGUAAAAAAUUCACAUAAUAAACAAUGUUGUGAUGUAA